Staurois parvus is the source of this 318-nucleotide messenger RNA. NCBI's taxonomy places the organism in Eukaryota, Metazoa, Chordata, Amphibia, Anura, Ranidae. The record is from the annotation of a GenBank genome assembly.
UGUCUUAUCGUUGUUGCCUGCAAAAUGUUUGGAGACCACUGGGCUAGGCCAUUAAAAGUGUUACUAAACCCAGGACCCUGCAUUCACUAUAUCCGCUCUCCCCGGACCCUGCAUUCACUAUAUCUGGUCUCCCUGGACCCUGCAUUCACUAAUAUCCGCUCUCCCAGGACCCUGCAUUCACUAUAUCUGGUCUCCCCGGACCCUGCAUUCACUAUAUCUGGUCUCCUCGGACCCUGCAUUCACUAUAUCUGGUCUCCCUGGACCCUGCAUUCACUAUAUCCGGUCUCCCUGGACCCUGCAUUCACUAUAUCUGCUCUC